ACAAAUCUCACAUAGAAAUACAUCUGUCUGCUGAUGCUGCCUCUUCUUCUUCUUCUUCUUCUUCUUCUGCUGUCGAUCGAGUUUCCAAAACAAGUGUGCUUAGAGCAAUUCGGGACUCACGCGCGUGCGAAUUCGUUGUUGACAAAUAAAUAAAGCCUUGCCAGAUGAGUGUGUCUCUUUGCGUAAUAGUUUUGCGCCAAUACAACACUGAAUAGUGUAGUUCUUGAAUUUGUCUAAUCGACCAUCGUUGAGAUAUUUCGUGUUCGUCGAAAGUAGUUGAACAGAUAUUGAAAUCAAAAAUGAGAUCGAGUCGAAGCACAAGACUCCAGAAGCAAACGCGAAGUAGAUCGCGGUCUCGACAAUCUCGACGGCGAUCAUCCUCCACAAGUGAUCGAGAAAUAACUGAGUUAUGUAGACGAUUGCAACAAGCAGCCGAACCAUGUUCCCGAAUCAUUAUUACUGCAGACGAUGAAACAGACGCAAGACCCGUACGUCCUGUACGACCGGACAAUAGUGUUAACACAGUCGGCUCCAUCACCAUCCCUAGGUCGAGUUCACCAUGCCUCGUGAACCCGAUUCCUAGGCGCGCGAUACCUAUACUUAGACUGCCACCCGAUACAGUGUGCUUCCCAAUUUCGGAUGAGUAUAGGCCACCGCCCAGGACGAGUACUUCGCCAUCUUUAUGUGCCAUUCGCAAAUGGGCCGAGCUCGAGGUCUUCUUCUUCGUCCUCUUCUGAUUCAAGGACCCUUCGUCCCGCUUCUUCCCGACGAUU
Molecule: messenger RNA, 773 nt
Organism: Trichogramma pretiosum
Lineage: Eukaryota; Metazoa; Arthropoda; Insecta; Hymenoptera; Trichogrammatidae
Exons: 2
Coding region: 300-737 (145 amino acids)
Source: RefSeq, a predicted model, not a curated record